Messenger RNA from Candidozyma haemuli, 2811 nucleotides. Its product is annotated as biotin synthase. NCBI's taxonomy places the organism in Eukaryota, Fungi, Ascomycota, Pichiomycetes, Serinales, Metschnikowiaceae. The transcript has 2 exons. Gene Ontology annotation, biological process: biotin biosynthetic process; lactate catabolic process. Gene Ontology annotation, molecular function: iron-sulfur cluster binding; biotin synthase activity; D-lactate dehydrogenase (cytochrome) activity. Gene Ontology annotation, cellular component: mitochondrion. Bases 1 to 2811 code for a protein of 936 amino acids. The record is from RefSeq and is a predicted model, not a curated record.
AUGUUUAUUAGAAGAUUUGCAACCAGUGCUAUAUUAAAUGCUGCAACUAAAAGAUUAGGAGUGAAGGCAUCAUUCAGUGAACCUUCAAUAGUAUCCACUGUUAAUGCUAUCAAUUCAGCAAUAAACUUUGAACCACACAGCAAAUGGACAAAGGAACAAAUUAAGGAAAUCUACGAAACUCCACUCCUGGAAUUAACUUUUCAAGCUCAGCUUCAACAUAGAAGGUACCAUGACCCAUCUGAAGUGCAACUUUGCACUUUGCUUAAUAUUAAGACAGGUGGAUGCACUGAAGAUUGCAAAUACUGCUCCCAAUCUAGUCGUUACGACACGGGAACCAAAGCAGAAAAAUUAGUUAAGCUAGAGGAAGUGCAAAAAGCUGCAAUCAAAGCCAAAGAAAAUGGAAGCACUAGAUUUUGUAUGGGCGCUGCUUGGAGAGACAUGCAAGGAAGAAAAUCUGGCCUUAGGAAGAUUGCAGAGAUGGUGAAAUGGAUCAAUGAUGAGUUACAUAUGGAGACUUGUGUUACGUUAGGAAUGGUGAAUGAAGACCAAGCGCAGGUUCUCAAGGAUUCAGGUUUGACAGCUUACAACCAUAAUCUUGAUACCUCCAGAGAACAUUACCCGAACGUCAUCACCACAAGAAGCUACGAUGAUCGUCUCCAAACCAUUAAAAAUGUGCAAAAAGUGGGCAUAAAAGCAUGCACUGGAGGCAUUUUAGGUUUGGGCGAGACUCCGGACGACCAUAUAAGCUUCCUCCAUACUUUAGCCACAAUGGACAAACACCCGGAGUCCUUACCGAUUAACCGAUUAGUGCCCAUCAAAGGAACCCCGAUGGAGAAAGAAGUGUCGACCCUUCCGGCCGGUUCAGCCAGAAAACUAACUUUUGAGGCAAUUCUUAGAACUAUAGCCACCGCGCGUUUAGUUAUGCCCGAAUCCAUCAUUCGCCUUGCAGCUGGAAGGUAUACCAUGAAAGAACACGAACAGUUUCUUUGCUUCUCGGCUGGCUGCAACGCCAUCUUCACAGGCGAGCGUAUGCUCACAACCAUGUGCAGCGGAUGGGAAGAAGAUAUCGCCAUGCUCAAGAAAUGGGGCAUGAAACCAAUGAAGAGUUUCCGCAACCACGGCGCCGAGGCAGUUGAAUCAUUGCUACAUAAGGCUGCAGAAGAAGAGCCGGCCGCACCGGGAACUAACCUUAAGGCUUCGUCUGCGCCAAAGCCUGGUAGGGCUGGCUUGUAUAGUGCAUUUGCAUUGGCGUCGACUUCCUUGGGUGUGGCUGGGUACUACUAUGGCAGAAAGAAGGUUAUUGAUAACCCACCUGAGUUUUCGUUUCCUUGGUCUUCUACAACAAAGUUGGAGGAUAUAAAUUCUCCAGAUUAUUGUACGACUGAGGAGUUUAACGAUGCCAUUGCUGAACUCGCCGGGGCUAUUGGUAAGGAGAAUGUCAGUGAGUCAAGAGCUGAACUUGAAGGUUUCACCGACAAUGGGUUCAGUCCACGUCCACCAGAACCAGGCCAAGUUCCAAAGGCUAUUGUUUAUGCUCAUUCCACCGAGGAUGUCUCGAAGAUCUUGACAAUUGCCCAUAAAUAUAGUGUGCCAGUGGUUCCAUACUCUGGAGGUACUUCUCUUGAGGGCCACACUUUCUCCACCAGAUGUGGUAUUAUUUUGAACACCAGUCGAAUGAAUAAGGUGCUUAAAAUUAACUACGAUGACUUGGACGCUGUGGUGCAAGCUGGUGUGAAUUGGAUGGAACUCGAUAAGGAACUUGCGCAUGCUAGAAUGAUGUUUGGCUGUGACUGUGGUCCUACUGGUUUGAUUGGUGGAAUGGUGAAUACAAACGCUUCGGGAAUUAACGCUUCUCGUUAUGGUGCUAUGAGAGAUAAUGUGAUUUCUUUGACGGUGGUGCUUGCAGAUGGAACUGUCAUCAAAACGAGACAGAGACCACGGAAGACGUCGGCUGGUUACAAUUUGACAGGACUUUUUGUUGGAAGUGAAGGUACGCUAGGUAUUGUAACUGAAGCUGUUGUCAAGAUUCAAGUCAAGCCACAAGUUGAGACCGUAGCCGUGGGUCAAUUCCCUACUGUGGAAGCUGCAUCGCAGACUGUCGCUGAAUUGUUCAAAAGAGGUAUUCGUCCUGAAGCCAUUGAGCUUUUGGAUGAUGCCAUGAUGCAAUGCACAAACUUUAGUGGUGCUGUUUCCAGAAAAUGGCUUGAAGUGCCAACCAUUUUCUUCAAGCUCGGUGGACUCAACCAAGCGGUGGUUGAUGAAACGCUCAAGAUCGUUAAGGAAGUGGCCCACGACAACGAUUGUAAAGACUUUAUUAUUGCCAAAGACAAAGCUGAAGGAGACGAGUUAUUUGAGGCCAGAAAGAAUGCUUUGUUCUCGCUUUUAGACUACGGAAAAUCUGAGAUUCACGAGGAUGUGAAGCUCUGGAUCACCGAUAUUGCCGUCCCCAUUUCCAGGUUACCCAAAGUGUGUGACGAGAUUAGAGAACUCACGCAAAAGAGUGGCUUCCAUUCCGUCAUCCUUGGACACGUUGGAGACGGUAACUUGCAUGCUGAUCUUUUCUACUUGCCACACCAGGCUGAAGAGUGUCAUAAGGUCAUUGACGAGAUGACCUUGAUUGGACUCCGAAACGAAGGUACUGCUACUGGAGAGCACGGUAUCGGCAACGGUAAAAGACCAUUCCUUAAAAUUGAACUUGGCGAGGAAGCCGUCAACACCAUGCGUAAGUUGAAGCUUGCGCUAGACCCCAAAAGAAUCCUUAAUCCCGACAAGGUGUUCAAAAUCGACCCUAAAGACGACGGAGAGUUUUAG